AUGUCUGGAGUCAAUUCACCGCCACAAGUCCCCUGGACUACUGCCUCUUAUGCUCUCACCGAGAAGCUGCCGCGGGCGAUUGGCUCUUCCUUCUGCGGGUCGCUAGUGGGGGAGGAAAGGCGGUCUACUGACGACUCUCAGCUCCAGGGUGCUCUCAAGUCGAUUUUGAACGUUCUUGACAGCACCCUACAGAUCCCAGCCCCGAUUGGCUCGCUAGCCGGGAACGAUGAUGUGUCUAUUGUGACCGCGGCGUCGAUGAAGGGGCUUACUUACCGGUGGAAACAUUCAUCAUCCCGAUCCAACUCAUAUAUCAGCCCAGUGGAUGUGCACUGUCUCCUGUGUGCGCUGCUUCAAGAUGCGGUGUCAUUAGUGCUGGACCGACUUCUAGUCCAGAAGUCGGAUCGAAAUGAUUUGAACACAGCCACGUUUCGGGAUUUGCGAAACCGCGAACAAGAUUCACUGGCCGACUUCCUCAAACCAUUAGGGAUGACCGUAAACAUUGAACACCAGGUCCAUGACAUUCUGCUCUCAAAGACAAAAUGA
This is a messenger RNA of Sodiomyces alkalinus F11, 543 nucleotides long. RefSeq lists its product as hypothetical. The coding region runs from base 1 to 543 and encodes 180 amino acids. Lineage: Eukaryota; Fungi; Ascomycota; Sordariomycetes; Glomerellales; Plectosphaerellaceae. The record is from RefSeq and is a predicted model, not a curated record. The transcript has 8 exons.